AUGUACCAGCGCUCAUACUCAAGGGGCAGCAGUGGUAUCAAUAGAUAUCUUCGGAUUGCGCUGUACUUACUGCUCGCAACACUUGUCGGCGUCUGUAUCGCCUCUCCGAUUCCCUCUGGCGAUGAAACGGAUGAUGCUGGCACUAAUCACUCGUCUGAUAUUUCCAGCACUGCCUACGGCUCUUUUAAUCCAUCCCAAAUUCCUCAUCUGAAUCACUGGAUUGAUCGUCGAAGUCUCAAAGACAAACUGAAGAGCAAGCUCCCGUGGGGAAAGAAAGUCGGAGAGGAAGACGAGGAGAAGAAGCCGGUAGAUGAAGGGGAGGUGGUAGUGCUCGGAUACACUUACCAUCAGCAAGUCGAAGAUGAAAACCAUCAUCUGGCUUAUCCUAAACUGCAUCCUUCAUCUAAAAAGUCGACAGGAGUGGGCAAGAAAGCGCUCCAGAGACUAGAAACCAUUGUAUCCACUUUGAAUGCCUACCAAUACACCUACUUCUUUCCUGGUCCCAACUACUACAAUGAUUUUGUUAGUCGAGGUUACCUUCAAGGAAAGACGAAGGUGUCCAUGUCGUUAUUUGAAGAUCAUUCCUUUGUUUUCAUUCCAUCGACAACCGCAUUGGAUGAAACUUCGCUCAAGAAAGCGGCCGAACGCUCUUGGAAAAAAAGAGUAAAAACCGGGAAGGAUGGCAAGGUCGAGAUCGAGGAGCGAAAUGGGAAGCCGAACUUCGCGAACACAAUUCUGGUUGUUGAGCUAGUUGCAGACGACAGAUAUGCUAUGCUCAUCCCGCAUGCAAUCUUAGACAGCAUUUCAGGUGGACUAGAUCCCAAAGUUAACAGCCAUGAUAUGCCUGCUGUCACUUGGCAAUCGUGGGACAAGUUCAGGGAGGUUGAACAUAUGCCGAAAACAUUUGUCUACACUGAGUGA
This is a messenger RNA of Lentinula edodes (shiitake mushroom), 921 nucleotides long. RefSeq lists its product as uncharacterized. The transcript is spliced from 6 exons. NCBI's taxonomy places the organism in Eukaryota, Fungi, Basidiomycota, Agaricomycetes, Agaricales, Omphalotaceae. The coding region runs from base 1 to 921 and encodes 306 amino acids. The record is from RefSeq and is a predicted model, not a curated record.